This is a messenger RNA of Humulus lupulus (European hop), 1868 nucleotides long. RefSeq names its product ornithine aminotransferase, mitochondrial. Lineage: Eukaryota; Viridiplantae; Streptophyta; Magnoliopsida; Rosales; Cannabaceae. Bases 138 to 1559 code for a protein of 473 amino acids. The transcript is spliced from 10 exons. Gene Ontology annotation, molecular function: identical protein binding; pyridoxal phosphate binding; L-ornithine transaminase activity. Gene Ontology annotation, cellular component: cytoplasm. The record is from RefSeq and is a predicted model, not a curated record.
AUAUAUAUUAUAUAUUAUAAAUAAACGCAUGUCAAUAUCAAAGUUCGUCUCUUUUACGGCUUUUCAUUCGAUAGUUUAACAAAGAGAAAGAACCACCACCAAAGCUCAAAAUUCUCUCACGUUCGGUUCGGUCUUCAAUGGCGUAUAGAAGGUGUUUGCAGCUGAAUCAUGUUCUGGGCAGAGUUGGUUUUGGCGCAACAAGGACUCUCACUGCUGUCCCUAAACCCCAGCCCUCUUCUUCGUCUUCCCAAGACCUCAUCAACUCUGAACAAGAGUUCAGUGCUCACAACUAUCACCCAAUACCAGUUGUGUUCUCUCAGGCAAAGGGAUCAUGUAUAUGGGAUCCGGAAGGCAAACGGUAUCUAGACUUUCUCUCUGCUUAUUCUGCAGUUAAUCAGGGACAUUGUCAUCCAAAAAUCAUGAAAGCAUUACAAGAACAGGCAGAAAGGCUCACCCUUAGCUCUCGAGCAUUCCAUAAUGAUAAAUUUCCAAUAUUUGCUGAGCGUCUAACAGAAAUGUUCGGAUAUGACAUGGUGCUGCCUAUGAACACUGGUGCUGAAGGUGUAGAAACAGCUCUGAAGUUGGCCAGGAAAUGGGGUUACGAGAAGAAGAAAAUUCCGAAAGAUAAGGCUAUCAUCGUAUCAUGCUGUGGAUGCUUCCAUGGUCGUACGUUAGGCGUCAUCUCAAUGAGCUGUGACAAUGAGGCAACCCGAGGCUUUGGACCCUUGUUGCCUGGUCAUCUCAAAGUUGAUUUUGGUGAUUUGGUAGCCCUUGAAAAAGCUUUUAAAGAAAAUGGAGAUCGGAUAGCUGGAUUUUUGUUCGAACCCAUCCAAGGGGAAGCUGGGGUUGUUAUUCCCCACGAUGGUUAUUUAAAAUCUGUAAGAGAGCUUUGCUCAAAAUACAAUAUUUUAAUGAUUGCUGAUGAAAUCCAAUCGGGCUUAGCUAGAUCGGGAAAAUUGCUGGCUUGUGAUUGGGAAGAAGUUCGCCCAGAUGUAGUGAUAUUAGGAAAAGCCUUGGGUGGUGGAGUGAUCCCUGUAAGUGCAGUUCUUGCAGACAAAGAUGUGAUGCUCUGUAUCCGACCUGGAGAGCAUGGAAGUACCUUUGGCGGGAAUCCAUUGGCCAGUGCAAUUGCCAUUGCGUCGCUUGAUGUGAUCAAAGAUGAGAAACUUUCUGAGAGAUCUGCACAACUAGGACAGGAACUUAUGAAUCAGCUACUUAAAAUUCAACAGAAAUUCCCCGACUACAUUAAGCAAGUUCGAGGAAGAGGCUUGUUCAGUGCCAUGGAGCUUAACAGUAAGAACUUGUUCCCAGUUUCUGCUUAUGAUUUAUGUCUUAAGUUGAAGGAAAGAGGAGUUCUCGCAAAGCCUACGCAUGACACUAUUAUCAGAUUAACUCCACCACUGACAAUGAGUUUGGAUGAGCUCCAAGAAGGGUUAAAUGCCCUUCAUGAUGUUCUGGAACUGGAUCUACCAGAAAUGAAAAAGACAAAGCCAAAGCCAAAAGAUACCUCUUCAAGUGCUUCUUCUAACACAUGUGACCGUUGUGGAAGAGACUUGUAGGCUUCUCCAGACAAAGAAGACCUCUUGAGUUAAUGAGUGAGCGUUUUCAUUUAUGAAAACUUAGAUAAUAAUAUUUGGCUAAUAAUAUGGAAACUCUCUCUAGUAAAACUUCAUAUAUUAAAUAUAUUAUUAUUAUUAUUAUUAUUAUAUGUUUAGAUAAGCCUAAGACAUGGGUCUCACUCAUUCUAUUAAUGUUAAUUUCCUCAUUUUGCAGCCCUUCAUUGAUGAUUGGAGAAUCUAGAAUUAGUUUAGAUCAUGUUCACAGUUACUCUUGAGUUUAAAUCAAUUCCAUUUUAAGUGUGAGCUACA